UUGUCGGGUGGCGGGAGACUCAACGCAUGUCGCGGGCUCUCGGGGAGGCGUCGCGCCGCCGCUGCGUUCGGGGGGCACUGGGCCGGGCAGGAGCUCGGGCCCCCUGCGACCCCUCGACCCCCUCCAACCCCUCAACCCCCUCCGACCCCCUCCGACCCCGCGGGGUGGCUCGGACGCGCCGGAAAAUGCGUGCCAGUUUUCCAGUCCGCGAUUGCCGAUUGUCCGUAUUGA
Danaus chrysippus (African queen) is the source of this 231-nucleotide messenger RNA. NCBI's taxonomy places the organism in Eukaryota, Metazoa, Arthropoda, Insecta, Lepidoptera, Nymphalidae. The record is from the annotation of a GenBank genome assembly.